UUUGUUGGGAAUUACGAAAAAUGUCUCCGCAGGGAAGGAAUGCAGUGAUGAACUCUGUGUCUGUAACACGAUACUGGUAGAUCGUGGAAAGACAUCAUACUCCAGAUUUAAAAGCAGAAUUGUGAAAAGGCUAAGGUCAGAGGUUACUGUUGCUAGCAGCCCCUUGGCCGCAAGAUGGCAGCAGUCCUUCAACAGAGAAUUUGACACAGUCUGUCAAAGACUUCCUUUAGAUCUGUCACCAACGGCAGAAAACAGUUCUGACUCUGAGCAGACGCUUGGAGAACUUGAAACAACAUUAACAGCUCAAGUUUCCCCAGACAAGCUGAAGCAACACAGUGAAAUACAACCUGGCAUCGUUCCUCCACCAGCAGCAUGUCAAGGGACAAAAUCAGCAGCUGACAACGUGAGCAAACAGGAAUUCUCUCUGAAAUUAUGUGAUGAAAAGAAAAGAGCCCCCGAUGUGAAGAUGACCGGGCCCUGCGAAGGCCCUGCCUGCAAAGCUUCAGCAGACAGACCCCAUCCUAUCCAGAGUAGUCCUGUCAAUGGUGACUGCACUCUCCCAGAACUUGAGAUAAAACUAGAUAUUACUGGGUUGAGGGAUGAUUACUACUUAAACUUACUGGAUUGGAAUUCCAAAAACCUUGUUGCUGUGGCUUUAAAUUCCUCUACUUAUAUGUGGAAUGCCGAAACCCACAAGACGUUAGGAGGAAUCCAUUUAAAUUCUAACACUAAAUAUGUUUCAUCGGUUGCCUGGAUAAACCAUGGCAAUUGUCUUGCAAUUGGAACUAGUGAUGGUGAAGUUCAGUUAUGGGAUGUCGAAACAAAGAAAAGACUCAGAAACAUGCUUGGUCAUCAGUCUGUAGUGGGAGCCCUCAGCUGGAAUAACUACAUUCUCAGCAGUGGUUCACACUUAGGGUUAAUUCACCAGCAUGAUGUCAGAAUUGCACAACAUCACGUUGGGACUCUCCGUCACCAGAAAAGUAUCUGUGGGCUUAAAUGGUCACCUAAUGGUGGUCGCCUUGCUAGCGGCUCAAGUGACGGCCUGCUGAAUAUCUGGCCCAGUGAUCCAGGCGUGAUGGUACGCAGCCAGCCCCUACAGACAAUGGCCCACCCCACAGCUGUGAAGGCAAUGGAUUGGUGUCCAUGGCAGUCUGAAGUGGUGGCUGUAGGGGGAGGAAUGAAGGAUGGAGUUCUACGAAUAUGGGACACAAACACUGGGAGCUGCAUUAAAUCUACUCACACUAACUCACAGAUUUGUUCAUUACUUUGGGUGAAAGAAACAAAGGAACUAAUAACUGGACAUGGUCUUCCCAGAAAUCAGAUUGUUCGGUGGGACUUUCCAUCUAUUACUAAAGUAACUGAGUUGCAUGGUCACAAAGGAAGAGUUCUGAAUUUAGCUUUAAGCCCAGAUGGAAGACAGUUUUUUUCCGCAGCAGCCGAUGGAACUGCCUGUGUGUGGAGAGCCAAAGACAAUGAAGACGCAUAUCAAGAGCAAGGCCCAGAGAAGUCUGACUGAUAUUACCUGAGCAUGUUUGCAGUGUAGAUGUGAACUGAGCCUCAGUAAAUCACACUGGGGGACAAUCCCAGUAGGGUUAAUAGAUUCUGUAGUUAAAGAGGUACUCUUUAGCAGGGGUGUAACAAUGCACUAAUAUUGUGAUACAAUACUUACAAUAUCAGGAUACUCGGGUCACAAUACAAUAUGUAUCAUGAUACAUGUGAUGGCCCUGAUUGGCUACAUGUAGGAUGAAUAAUAAGAUAAAAUGAUCAAUUAAUAACGGACUAUUGUGUUAAAAAACAAAAAUUUAAAUGAGUUGUGUUCAUACCAACUAUAAAAUACUCAUUGUUCAUUAAAAAUGACUUUGUGAACUACAGCAAGCUAUGUUGUGCUUUUGGUCAUGUAUUGUGAUACAAUAAUACAAACCUCUAUGACAAUACGAUAUGUCACGCAAAAACAAGUAUCAUGAUUUAUUGGUACACGAGGAGUCAUUACACCCCCACUGUCAUGAGUUUCCACGCUGAAGUUUUGCAUAACUUUACAUUCUACUUAAAGCUGUUGUGAAUUGUUUGCCAUUUCUAGAUUAUUUUUAAGUACAAAAUUGAUUAUUUUGAAGGAAGCAUCAAUUUAGCAAAAUAGGCAAAACUUAAUUAAUAACUUUCAUACUUGAUUAUAGAAUGUUUAAACAGGUUUUGCUGCCUGUGGAAUGCAUGGAAGAUAUGUUUUUAUGUUCAGAGGAUCUUUUGAUGCUGUUGGUUUUAAUGCAUGAAGUUUUUUUUUUUUUUUUUUUUUUUUUUUUUUCUAUAAUAGCCAGUAAACAUGGGAAAUACUGAAUAAAUUUACUUGUUGCUCUGGAGAUUUUAGCUCAUGGCAUGAUAGAAAAAUAAAUAUUCUUUAUGACAUAUUACAAUUAAAUCUCUGCCAGUGGGGGUAAAAUAAGUAUAUUAGGGCUGCUCCGACUAAUAGAUUAAUUGGACCAAUUAAUCAACUAAAGAGUUGAUCUCAGGUUAAUUAAAAAAAAAAAAAAAAUGUAAUCGGAACAUAAACAGUUGAAGGUCUUUAGUUGCUUUAACCAAUCUGAGAGUCAAAGAUCUGGCCCUUGCUAUCAGGUGUCCAGUCAUGAGUGAGCAGAGGCAGGACAUAAUUGGGAGUUUAACCAAUGGGAAAGCAAAAAAUCUGCCCUGGUUUUGCAGCUGUCCAAUCAUGAGUGAACAGAGGUGGGACAGAAAUAUGUUAGGAUAGGGUGUAAGCAUAACAAAAUUUCACGCGAUGUUGUUUAUUAUAGAGACAGCUAUGGAGAAUUAUAUUGAGAACUUCAAAUUUAUAUUUCGAAUUGUUUUUCGUAAAUUUUAAAAACAAUGUCAUAGACAACAGAGACAUUGUAGUCGAUUUGGUUACGAAUGAAUUUUAAUUUAUA
Molecule: messenger RNA, 2912 nt
Organism: Polyodon spathula (Mississippi paddlefish)
Lineage: Eukaryota; Metazoa; Chordata; Actinopteri; Acipenseriformes; Polyodontidae
Product: cell division cycle protein 20 homolog B-like
Exons: 11
Coding region: 467-1516 (349 amino acids)
Biological process (GO): positive regulation of ubiquitin protein ligase activity; anaphase-promoting complex-dependent catabolic process; positive regulation of anaphase-promoting complex-dependent catabolic process
Cellular component (GO): anaphase-promoting complex
Molecular function (GO): anaphase-promoting complex binding; protein binding; ubiquitin ligase activator activity
Source: RefSeq, a predicted model, not a curated record